Ascoidea rubescens DSM 1968 is the source of this 4044-nucleotide messenger RNA. RefSeq lists its product as uncharacterized. Lineage: Eukaryota; Fungi; Ascomycota; Saccharomycetes; Ascoideales; Ascoideaceae. The coding region runs from base 1 to 4044 and encodes 1347 amino acids. The record is from RefSeq and is a predicted model, not a curated record. The transcript has a single exon.
AUGAACCAUUCUGUUCUGGUUCUGUCAUUCCAUACACCAUCUGCUAAAGAUGCUGUUCAUUCCGAAAAAAACUCACUAGGUCCAAAUCGAUAUACCAAUAGUAAGCCAUUUAUCGCUACUCCACCAAGUGACGAGCAUUUGACUUCACAUAACACCAGUAGCCAUCCUUCAAAAUCAAUUCACAAUCAAGAAAUUCUAUCCGAAUCAAGUUUGCCUCAAGAAUUUGGUGAAAAAAUCAUUAAAAAUCGUUGUAUUCUUAAGAGAAAGUCUAGAAAUAUUGACAAAUCAUUGGAAACAACUCUAAUUGAAUAUACAGCCGACAAUAAAUCAAAUUCAUUUCAAAAAGAGGAAGAUUAUAUUUUCAAUUUUGAUAGAAAAUUAAUUAAAACUUACUAUAACAAUGACAAUGACAAUGACAAUUAUAAUUUUCAGUUAAUCAAUGAAACGAAAUUGCUUAUUCUGAAUGAUGAAUACUUCGAUAACUUAUUUUUUAUUGAUGAAUCUGACGACUUGAUUUCUAUUUCAUCUUUAGACAAUGAAUUAAACGAUUCUCUCAAACAAAAUAACAAUCCAGAUAAUAACAAUAUUUUGAUUAAUCUAUGUGAUUGUAGUCUUGAUGAUAAUGAGAAGUCACUCUUGCCAAUAUCUCAACCUUCUGAACUUAUCAAUGAAUAUGAUGUAAAUGUAUUGCAGAAAAAAAAAAAUAUCACUGUGAAAAAUAUAUCCAAUAAAAACGAAAAAAUAAAUAUUCUGCAUUGUUUUGCUCAAGAUUUUUCUACAAAAAAUAAACAUCAUGGACAUAAUUUACGAAAAAGAACUUUGAAUAUAAAAAAUUAUGAUGAUCAAAAAUUGAACAUAAACAUAAACGUUCUUCAUCUUAAUCAUCUUAAAAAGAAGUAUUUACAAUUAUUCAAAAAUGAUCCUCUUAAUGAUUCAAUGUAUCUCAAAUUUCAUAAAGCUUCCGAGAAAUCAGAGAAAAGAUAUAAUAACUUAGAUAAAUUGAAGUUUCUUAACGACAUAGAUGAACUGAAAUCCUUUUUUGAUUCUUUACUUUCUUUACUUGUUAAUAACACUUCUUUAGCACAAACAAAUAAUUUUGAAACCGAUCGCCCAAAUUCUACUGAUGCUGAUUCAAUUGGAAAAGAAACUAGAAGAUUACGUACACGAAUGACAAAUCAGAUCAACACCUCGUUAGCUCCAACUUCAUCAUCCAUAAUAGUCAGUUAUCUAAAUAAUAUUCUAAAUCUAAAUUUUAAUAAAAACUUGAUGGGUUUUUCCAAAAGUCAAGUUCUUGUUAAUAUCUUUAAUUUUAUUAAUAAAUUAAAUAUAAAAUCAAAUCAAUCAAAAAAUUUGAUCUCUUUAAAUAAUAAUUUAUUAAAUAUUGAUUCUGCAAAUAAUGCGUAUUCUUCAACACCAUUAAAUUUGAAAACAGACUCCAGCAAUUUCAAAUCUAUGAAAAAAUUUUUAAACACUCAGUUUGGGUAUCCAGAACUUCAAAAUUAUGGUUUUCUCAGAAAAAACACAGAUCUUAAUCUUGAUUCUCUUUUGGUAAAGGAAAUACAAGGCAAUUGUAAUUUUAUUCCAAGUAAUUUUGAUUAUGGUAAAAACUUUGAUGACUCACCAAAUUUUUCUUCACAAAACUCAGAGCCAAAUUUUAAUUCUUAUGCUUCAUUGACUUUUAAUAGUUUUAAUAACUUUAAGAAUAUGUUAAGUAACAACAUUUUUGAAACUUUUGAGACUUUUGAAACUAAAACAGACAUCAGUUUUCCUGCCACAUUAACUACUAAGGAUAAAUCAAUACUUAAAAUUUUGUCUAAAAUUACUUAUAUCAACCCUCAUUCGAUUUUGAUGCCCUGUCCAAACAACAAUAAAGAUGCCACUAACUCUGUUAAAUCACCAACAAUCACUUCUUUGAAAAAUCUUAACUAUUUAUUUUUACUAAUAAUUCUAUCAUUAUAUGAACUAUUUAGAAUUUUAAGGUUUUUUAAAAUCUGGUCUUUUAAAAAUCAACUUAUUAUUUAUAACUGUAAAAAAGAAUUAUCAAAGACCCAAGAUAGAAGUGAGCUUAUUAGAAAUCUAUUUUCAAAUAUCACUUAUCAGAAUGAGAGAAGCAAUGAAAGUUUCGACCACUAUAAAAGGCUUAAAAAUAGUCUAGAAGGCAAUCAUUUUCAAAAUAAUCGACAACUAAAACACUUUCUUCAGAAAUUUCAAAAUAAAAUUAGACACAAGGUUAACGGAAACACUGCAUCUUUUAGCUCUUCAAAUCCAAUUGUUUCAGAUAAACUUUAUGAAGAAUUAUCAAUUUUUAUAUCUGAUUCUGAAAGUGAUUCAAGUGAUCUAGAUGAUAUAGAUGAUUUAAGUAAUGUGACUGGAUCUGAAAUCUUAACUAAAAAACAUAUUCAAAAUCGUAAUAGAUUAAAUUUGGAAAAAGAAUUGUUAGAUUCUUAUUAUUCAGAUCAAGAAGAAAAUUUUAUGACUGUUGAUGAAAUAAGAGAAAAAAGAAAAAAAAAAUUUCAAAGUAAAUUUAAAAAAUUUAGUGAAUUUGGAGUUGGAAAGGGAACUUUUGUUAAUGAAAAGGAAGAACAUAAUAAAAUUUGGAAAAAUUUUAAGCCAAUUAAAUUUUUUGUAAAUAAUGAUAGCACACUGUUAUUGUUAAUGUACAACAUAAGGUCAGGCUUAAAAAUAUAUAACUUGAAUGAGUUUUUUAAAUUUACAACUCCCAAUAAUUCUGAUGAUAAUUUGAAUAAGGAUGAAAAUAAAUCAUCUUUAGACCCUAAAAAUGAGUUUUUCAAAAAUGGCUUAUUGUUUGAAAAACAAAAAACUACUAAUCCUGAUAAUUGUUUAUCAGACUUUCCUAAGAUUAACGGGUCAGAUUAUAUUUAUGAAUCUGGUAGUGAUAAAGCUCUUAUUGAAAACCAACAUAUUUCUUUAAAGAAUAAAUUAAUUUUGAAAGAUGAACUUAUUUCUAAUCAAAAAACCGGAGAAAUAACUUCAACUCUAAAUAAUAAAAACGAGUUAAAAAUAAAGAAAAAGAAAAAUUCCGACAAUUCACUUUUGGCAAAAUAUUUGGAUGAAAAAAAUAAUAUAUUAGGUUCUAAUGAUAUAAAAGUUGACGAGAUGGCGAGCACUAAAAAAGUUUCAAAAAAUUCAAAUCGUCAUUUGAGAGAAAGAAAAUCUCAAAUUGAAGAUCUAAAGAAAACAUCUUUUUAUAAAGUGAAAGUCAAAAAACAAAAAGAAAAGAGAAUUAUGUCAAAAAAAUCUACUAAGAUUAGAAAUAGAAAAUUAUUGCUUGAACAAGAUAGAAAAGAAUACAAAUCAAUAUUUGUUUCCUUUUUCACUAAUCCAAAAGAAAAAGAAUUAUAUUUUCGACCUUAUGAUUAUAAACUUCAAAGCACAGAGCAGAAAUUAAAAGAUUACAUUGACAAAGAAAAAGGAGAUCCUGCUAAAUUUUCAAUCUAUAUUACUAAAAGAAAGAGAAAUGAGAAUACAGUUAGGACCGAUUCUAUAACACAUACAGAGAAAGUGAUAAAAAAAAUGAAGCCAAUAAUAGGGGAAAAUUGUUUUGGUAAUGAGACAUCACUUGAUACAACAGAAGAUGAUAAAAAAGGAAUUUCAGAAAAAAAUAAAAAUAAAACCUCUAGAUUGAGGCAACUUUCUAAAAUUGACUAUAAUAUUAAUGAAUUGUCAAAUAAGGCAAUACGUUAUAAGAACUCGUAUUUAAAAAGUAAUUUUGAUAAAGAUGUAGGUCAAGAACAACAAAGUGACAAAAUUAUUAUGGAUAAAGUUGAAAAUGAUAUUGCUCAAAAAAACAUGAAUGAAACUAUCAAGAAAAAAGGAAUGAUGAUUACAAUUGAUAUCAAUAAUUAUGUUACUGAAGGAAAUUAUAGAGUAAAAGAAACUGGUUUAAUAUUACCAGAAUGGGGCUUUGGAAAACCGCUACCAUAUAAUUUAUUGUUUAAGUAUGGACAGUCUAAUCAAAAUCGGUGCAAGUCAAUAGAGAGUAAUGACUUUGAAGAGUUUCAGUUACCUAAAGAGUUUUUUUAG